This is a messenger RNA of Entamoeba nuttalli P19, 693 nucleotides long. RefSeq lists its product as hypothetical. The coding region runs from base 1 to 693 and encodes 230 amino acids. The transcript has a single exon. NCBI's taxonomy places the organism in Eukaryota, Evosea, Mastigamoebida, Endamoebidae. The record is from RefSeq and is a predicted model, not a curated record.
AUGUCUGUUUAUUCUUCUUUUAGAGAACUUCCUUCACAAUGUCAUUCAACUUCUUUAUUAUCAAAGAAAUUAGUUUCAACUUGUGUUCAAUCAAAAAGAAAUAUGAAAAAUUUUGAGUCUAUUCAACAAGCUUUCCUCAUUGCUCUUCUUAAUAAAUUUGGGAGUUUUAUUUUAGAACGUCCUAUUAAACGUUCUAAAGUUACUUUUCAGACUCUAAAAGUAAAAUCUUUUAGUUUAUUAAAAGAAACAAUUGAAGUUGCUGAAUUGGUUGAUAGCUGUUGUAAAGCUCGUUCAGAAGUAGAGUUAUCUCAUGGAAUAAGUAAAGAACGUGUAAAAAGAAGAUUUGAUAAAAAUCGUUUUAUUUUUCUUUCAAACCUCCUCUUAGAUAUUGCAACUGAACUUGGCUAUUUUUUUGAAACUAAAAUGGCUCGAAAUGCUGGUGGUGUUAUUCAAUUAGAAAAAAUAAGAAAAACAUUCUAUCACUCACAACUCCUCUUUAGUCAAGAAGAAAUGAUGGUUCGUGGAGUUGCAUUGAAUAGGUAUGUAUUUUCUUUAACUGACAACGUUGAUAAACUUGGAAAAUUAGAUAGAAAUGAUCCUAUUAUCAUUAAAAUCCUUUUUGAUCCAAUUGAAACUGUACAAAGAGGAUGGAAUGUUAGAGUCAAACAGGAUGAAUGUGAAUCAAAAGAGUAA